AUCCCAACUCCGUCCUCGCUCCAGACGCCCGCAGGAACAGCACCAGCCACCAACAGUCCGCCCUUUGCUCCGAUCGAGACCAUAGCCAUACCAGGGCCGGAAACAGCAGACGUCGUCGAUUUCUCAGAUGAUUUACGCAGGCUCUCCAAGAUGAACGUCGAUUUGCUCAUCCGUGUUACAACUACCAAGAUGAAUAUAACCACUCUAGACUUCAAUAGCGUAACCUAUCAGAAAAGCCCACUGUGCAUCGACAAUCUGACCCUGGCCGAAUUCAUGCUAAAGACAUCUCAAGACUUUCUGUUGAUCCUCACGAGGCUUCUCAGGAGCCGAUCAUCAUGUGGCCUACUGCCUGCUUCAGAAACGGCACAAACACCUUUUCCAAAGUUGCUUCAAAACAAUCACCUCAAUCUAUCCUCCAACUCCAUCUUAUCCCCCCCUGUCGCCCCCUCAGAGCCAUUGUUGGCGCCUCUCGCGCUCACCAUCACGAGUAUCUUUACCCAGAUGCUUUCGAUCUACGAGCUGAUCCUCGAAUACAUCACCACUCGGAUCGAGCGAAUCGCUAUUGAUCCCAUCACCCCUAUUCCUGGUCUUAUGUUUGGGGGAUCACCUGUGGACAAACCGUGUACGCAGGGUAUGCUGUUUUGCGAAGUUAUUGAAUAUCUACUACAGAAGACAGAGCAGGUGUUGGGAAUCGUUUCUGUGCCCGAAGGGGGCGAGGUGGGUUUGUUGUCGGCGCGACAAAUAAGCGUGCUUUGGAGUGAGUUGAAUGGAAGACAUACUAUUAUUCCCGGUCGUGCCAUUAUGACGCCUGCCAAUUUGAGGAUAUUAUUUGGAAAAGUGGCAUUCAUCUUUAGACAACUC
Trichoderma atroviride IMI 206040 is the source of this 861-nucleotide messenger RNA. RefSeq lists its product as uncharacterized. Gene Ontology annotation, biological process: regulation of DNA-templated transcription. Gene Ontology annotation, molecular function: zinc ion binding; DNA-binding transcription factor activity, RNA polymerase II-specific. The record is from RefSeq and is a predicted model, not a curated record. NCBI's taxonomy places the organism in Eukaryota, Fungi, Ascomycota, Sordariomycetes, Hypocreales, Hypocreaceae.